AUGCUCUCAACUAGUGAUGGCGGAAUUCCUUCAGCAACGGCGGCGCUCUGUCCCUCGGGACGACCGCUGGACACCACCCUGCCUCUGGCUCCUUUCAAUCCCUCUGUGACUUUGACGGGAGCUGGUUCCACACCUCCAUCUUCUUCAGCACCGAUGGAUUCCAGCACCACAACGUCGAAUAUUCCACUCAGCUAUGCGAACGUCGUCUCCGAUGGCAAAAAUCAGGGCUCUACACCACCACUGAGCACUUAA
This is a messenger RNA of Linum trigynum, 252 nucleotides long. The record is from the annotation of a GenBank genome assembly. Lineage: Eukaryota; Viridiplantae; Streptophyta; Magnoliopsida; Malpighiales; Linaceae.